This is a messenger RNA of Penicillium canariense, 1713 nucleotides long. Its product is annotated as Cupredoxin. NCBI's taxonomy places the organism in Eukaryota, Fungi, Ascomycota, Eurotiomycetes, Eurotiales, Aspergillaceae. The transcript is spliced from 2 exons. Gene Ontology annotation, molecular function: copper ion binding; oxidoreductase activity. Bases 1 to 1713 code for a protein of 570 amino acids. The record is from RefSeq and is a predicted model, not a curated record.
AUGAAGGCCACAUCACUCGUUCUUAGCUUGAUUGGGGCGAGUGCAGCCGCUUCCUUACAUCGCCAGCCUCUCCCUCCAAAACUCAAACGAGAUAUCUGCUCUGGUAAUACCGCCAGUAACAGAAAAGCUUGGUGCAAUUACGACGCGAGCACCAAUUACUACGACAUUGUUCCCAACACCGGUGUGACCAGGGAAUACUACUUCGAUAUUCAAGAGGUUACGGUUGCCCCGGAUGGAUACUCUCGGACUGCGAUGGCCAUCAAUGGCUCCAUCCCGGGCCCUACCAUCCAGGCUGACUGGGGCGACCAUGUUAUUGUGCAUGUUACCAACAGCCUCGCCUCGGCAAAGAACGGAUCUAGCAUCCACUUCCAUGGCAUUCGUCAGAACUAUACGAACCCCAAUGAUGGUAUUGUCUCAAUCACUCAGUGUCCGACGGCACCGGGUAAAACCGCUACCUACAAAUGGCGCGCCACGCAGUAUGGCUCGUCGUGGUAUCACUCUCACAUCGGGCUCCAGGCCUAUGAGGGUGUUUUCGGUGGCAUCGUGAUCAAUGGGCCGGCCACUGAGGACUACGAUGUCGACAGGGGCAUCCUGUUUCUAAAUGACUGGAGUCACCAGACCGUUGAUGAACUGUAUGAUUCUGCUCAGGCGAGUGGGCCGCCCACCCUGGAUAACGGUCUGAUCAACGGCACGAAUGUUUACGGCGAUGAUAACUCGGCCAGUCAGACGGGGUACCGCUUCAACACGUCGGUUACUGCUGGUACGUCGUACCGCUUCCGUCUGGUGAAUGCUGCGGUUGAUACGCAUUUCAAGUUCUCUAUGGACAAUCACACGCUUACUGUGAUGGCAAUGGACUUGGUUCCUAUUGAACCUUUCAAUACUACUGUUCUGAGCAUUGGCAUGGGUCAACGGUAUGACAUUGUCGUUAAAGCAGACCAGUCCACAAGCGGUGAUAGCUACUGGAUGCGUGCCAUUCCCCAAGAGGCCUGUUCCGACAAUGACAGCGUGAAUAAUAUCAAGGGCGUUGUGUACUACGGCAGCUCACCAUCAACCCCUACCACAACAAAAUACUCGUACACCGACAGUUGCGACGACAUGGAUAUGUCCGAUCUUGUCCCUUACCUGUCCCAGAGCGCCUCUCUCCCCUACUACAACGCAAGCGAGCCUGUCACUCUGGGGGAGAACUCCGAGAAUCUCUUCCGCUGGAAGAUGAAUGGCACCUCGAAGUUGGUGGAGUGGAACAAUCCCACUCUGCUUCAAAUUUGGAACAACGACACCAGCUUCACAAACUCGAGCGGCGUGGUGGAGCUGCCCCGCGCCAAUGAGUGGUCGUACAUUGUGAUCGAGACCACGCUCACCGUGCCGCACCCUAUCCACCUGCACGGUCAUGACUUCUUUGUCCUGGCACAGGGCUCUGGUACCUACAGUGGCUCCUCGGACAUCACUUCCCUGACGAACCCACCGCGUCGCGACGUGGCUAUGCUGCCUAGCUCGGGGUAUCUGGUGGUGGCGUUCAAGACAGAUAACCCUGGCACAUGGCUGAUGCACUGUCACAUUGGCUGGCACACGGAAGAGGGCUUUGCCAUCCAGUUCCUGGAGCGGUAUGAGGAGGCGCGGAAGUUAAUCGACUAUAGCACCCUCCACUCUGGGUGCAAGGCAUGGGAUGAGUACGUGGAAGAGAGCGUUAUUGAGCAGGAAGAUGAUGGCAUUUGA